Molecule: messenger RNA, 1510 nt
Organism: Salvia hispanica
Lineage: Eukaryota; Viridiplantae; Streptophyta; Magnoliopsida; Lamiales; Lamiaceae
Cellular component (GO): mitochondrial outer membrane
Source: RefSeq, a predicted model, not a curated record
AGAGAGAAAACAGAUCUUCUGUUCAUUUUCUUCCCCACGACGCCUCGCCAUCCUCUUUCUUCAUUCCUCUUUUCGCAUAAUUCUCUCGGCCUCUUCUCCACUUCGCCGCCCAAAUCUUGUGUUCUCCAUCUUAACUCUACUUUCAAUUUUAGAAAAUCGGGCGGCGGGAUUCGCUGGCCCUUGGGGCGGAGACUGGUAGGAGGAUGACUAUGUAAUGGGGAGUCUGGGUCUGGGGCUGGCCAAGCCCCCGCUGGCGCGGGGGCUUGUCCCCACGUAGUUCCGUCGCUGUUUGAGGCGGUUGCUUUCCUCUCCAACAAUUAUGAGCUGAAACAGCCGCUGGAGAAUGUAGUGAUGUAUAUGUGGUCGGAUCCGAUCACGUAUCUCCGGCUGUUUUUUUGGAGCUGUGCGCUAGUCGCCGUCAUUUUCUUACACCUCAUAUAAAGAUGCUAUGGUGCAUAUGUGGAAGAAAAAUGAAGGUCUUUAUUCAAUUUUGUGCAAGUGGUAUGUUGCUAAGAGGCCGUAUAAUAGAGUGCCCGGUGAAGAUUUUCGUACGGCAUACAUCGAAGCAACAAAAUAUGGUGCCAAGGUCAUACUUGGUGAUAGACCUGAAGAGGUUACAACUUUGAGAUAUUGGGCAAACACGUCUCUUUGGCAAAUCUAUCUGCAACAUACAACACCAGAUUACAUUUUUUUGCCGGAAGACCUCGCCGAGAAGGUGGAGGAGUCACGAAGGACUGGGAAGGUUGAUGCUGACACGGUGAAACAAGUGAUUUGUGAGCUGACCAAGCAAGAUCCUAUCGGUUCAAAAAUUCAAAUCGAUGAGCGGGACCAAUAUAUGUCCUUCAAAUUACUAGAAGCCGCACGCCAGCAUAAGUCAGUCGUUGCUGUUGUGGGGAGGGCUCACGUACCAUGAAUCCAAAACUACUGGAAACAACAUGUUGAGCUGGAACCGCUUCUGAACGUCCCACUUCGAACGAAAAUGCUUAGAAUUGCAGCAAGAGUUGCACAGGUUGCCUGUCUCUAUGGCACUUAUCUCUACUUCGAUGAGUUGAAACAAGGAUGGAUACAAUUUGUUGAGGCUCUUCCAAAAGUUCCAAAAAAUCGAGUGGAUUGAUUCGAUUUUCUCGUUUGAGUGUCUCAAUUUUGCCAUUGAAGCUAAGCCCAUAUACAUCAUUUGGGCCCUAAUUCUGCAGUCCAUAACAUUUAUUGGGUCGGGCUUGUUUGAUACUCUAAUUCGAGUGGCAUGGGACUCGUCCAUCCUUAACCAAACGAUCAGGGGGGGGAUCGAUCCCUGCCUUUGGGUAUGGAGCAGCUUUAAAUCCUUGGGCCAGCUGUCCCACCCAUUAAAUGUGUAAAUCAGCACGGGAAAUAGUCACAGGGCCCACCGAUGGAUGCCCUUGGUAAUUAAAAAAAAAUGGUAGAGGGUUUUAUUAUAUUCGUAGCUCAUUAUUGUUAUUACCAGAUUUUAUGGUCAUUUUAUUUAAUUAAAUUUGUCCGGUUAUUGAGACCA